Messenger RNA from Dryobates pubescens (Downy woodpecker), 1197 nucleotides. Its product is annotated as olfactory receptor 14A16-like. Gene Ontology annotation, biological process: G protein-coupled receptor signaling pathway. Gene Ontology annotation, cellular component: membrane. The transcript is spliced from 2 exons. NCBI's taxonomy places the organism in Eukaryota, Metazoa, Chordata, Aves, Piciformes, Picidae. Gene Ontology annotation, molecular function: G protein-coupled receptor activity; olfactory receptor activity. The record is from RefSeq and is a predicted model, not a curated record. Bases 1 to 1197 code for a protein of 398 amino acids.
AUGGCCAACAGCAGCUCCAUCACCCACUUCCUCCUCCUGCCAUUCCCAGGCACAAGGCAGCUGCAGCUCCUGCACUUCUGCCCCUUCCUGGCCAUCUACCUGGCUGCCCUGCUGGGCAAUGGCCUCAUCAUCAGCACCAUAGCCUGGGACCACCACCUCCACACCCCCAUGUACUUCUUCCUCCUCAACCUCGCCCUCCUUGACUUGGGUGCCAUCUCCACCACUGUGCCAAAAUCCAUGGCUAAUUCCCUGAGGGACCGCAGGGACAUCUCCUAUGCAGGAUGUGUUGCUCAGGUCUUUCUCUUUCCCUUUUUCAUGUCAGCAGAGUAUUUUCUCCUCACCACCAUGUCCUACGAUCGGUACGUUGCCAUCUGCAGACCCCUGCACUAUGAGACCCUCCUGGGCAGCAGAGUUUGUCUCCACCUGGUAGCAGCUGCCUGGGCCUGUGGGGCUCUCAAUGCUCUGCUGCACACAACCAAUACAUUUUCCCUGCCCCUCUGCCAGGGCAUUGCUGUGGACCAGUUCUUCUGUGAAAUCCCCCAGAUCCUCAAGCUCUCCUGCUCCACAUCCUACCUCAGGGAAAUUUGGCUUCUUGUGCUCACUGCCUGUUUAUUCUUUGUCUGUUUUGUGUUGAUUGUGGUGUCCUAUGUGCAGAUCUUUAGGGCAGUGCUGAGGAUCCCCUCUCAGCAGGGACGCCACAAAGCCUUUGCCACCUGCCUCCCUCACCUGGCUGUGGUCUCCCUGUUUCUCAGCACUGCCUCCUUUGCCUACCUGAAGCCCUCCUCCAUCUCCUCCCCAUCCCUGGACCUGGUGGUGUCAGUUCUGUACUCAGUGGUGCCUCCAGCAGUGAACCCUCUCAUCUACAGCCUGAGGAACCAGGAGCUCAAGGCUGCCCUGAGCCAACAAGUGGCACCCAAACAGGGACCUUCCUUUGGAACGACACUUCCAAAGACUGAGAGCGGCGUUCACCGAAGCCCAAGUCGUAAGAUUACCGGCACCGGUUCUGGCAGCACCGGCGGCAAGCUCGGGGAGCACGCUCGGGGAGCGGGGCCGAUCGAUCACCAAAGAAGCUCGGGCAAACGCAGAGCGGGAUCGAUUGCUGAAGACGCUGCAAAGUCUGGGAGACUGCCAUACAAUCGGGGAGACUGCCUGUGCGCACAGGUACCAAUGCAAAAUGGGAAGGCAGGCGGCGUAUGA